AAAGUGUGAGCUUUAGAACUUCUCUUUUGAUUUUGUAUCUUCACAAUCUCACAAGCAAGCAAACCCUCCUUCUUCAGCUCUUCAACCUCUCUCUCUCUCUCUUUCCAUGGCAGCCUCUCAAGCAAGCCUUCUCCUUCAAAAACAGCUCAAAGAUCUUUGUAAACAUCCUGUUGAUGGCUUUUCCGCUGGUUUGGUUGAUGAAACCAAUAUUUUUGAAUGGAGUGUAACCAUAAUUGGACCACCAGAUACUCUUUACGAGGGAGGAUUUUUCAAUGCCAUUAUGAGCUUUCCGCCCAACUACCCAAACAGUCCACCAUCAGUGAAAUUCACCUCAGAUAUAUGGCAUCCCAAUGUAUAUCCUGAUGGUCGGGUUUGUAUAUCUAUUCUUCAUCCUCCUGGGGAUGACCCAAAUGGUUACGAGCUUGCAAGUGAGCGCUGGACACCUGUUCAUACAGUAGAGAGUAUAGUGUUGAGUAUCAUUUCGAUGCUUUCUGGGCCUAAUGAUGAAUCUCCUGCAAAUGUUGAAGCUGCGAAGGAGUGGAGGGACAGGAGAGAUGAUUUCAAGAAAAAGGUUAGCCGUUGUGUGCGGAAGUCACAGGAAAUGUUGUGAUUCACAGCCGGUGGCUCAUCAUAUGUUGCUUUUGUGAGUGAAGAACAUACACUUAAUGUAAGGAUUGCUUCGCCUGUUACUGUUGGUUGAACUGUCAAGACUUGCUAUCUGAAGUUGGCAUCAUGCUUCUUUCAUCAGUUGCGCGCUGUUGUUUCUUCUCUACGUGUUUUUGGCUAGUGUUUUCGGGACUAGUAGUUUAUUGGAAAUUUAGUUUGUUCAUUUGCAUAACCUUUGCUAAAAAUAUGAUAUUAGGCGCCAAGUUUUGCCUUUUGCUUAUAUAACAGAUUGUGAUAUCAUAUGGGUGUUGCAUCUGAUUUUACCAUUUUACCUUCUUUACAUGUAUAAUAAUUGCCAUUUUUGCUGCA
Molecule: messenger RNA, 975 nt
Organism: Trifolium pratense (red clover)
Lineage: Eukaryota; Viridiplantae; Streptophyta; Magnoliopsida; Fabales; Fabaceae
Product: ubiquitin-conjugating enzyme E2 7-like
Exons: 6
Coding region: 107-610 (167 amino acids)
Biological process (GO): protein polyubiquitination; ubiquitin-dependent protein catabolic process
Molecular function (GO): ubiquitin conjugating enzyme activity
Source: RefSeq, a predicted model, not a curated record